AUGCACGUGCCGAAUGAAAUGAAGAUCAGCAAAGGGAAGCUCAAGAAUUUCCGAGUGUACAACGCAUCCCGAAGUCGUGCUCGAGCUCAAGGAAAGCCUCUAAUGGCUAAAACAGAUGGGUGGCUAAAGAGUCAAGUUCUCCACAAAAGUCUUGAGGAGGAGGACUUUACGUGGCACAUCAGCGACUUGUGUUUGUACCACCGGCACGUUUUGACCGGCGGGGUGAUCAUCGGAGGCUAUGUGGACGACCUAGCUCGUCAGAGUGACGACAAGCCACGCGGUGCAGGCGUUUUUGUUAGCCUCUAG
Peronospora matthiolae is the source of this 306-nucleotide messenger RNA. The record is from the annotation of a GenBank genome assembly. Lineage: Eukaryota; Oomycota; Peronosporomycetes; Peronosporales; Peronosporaceae.